AUGGCGAAGAAGUCGGUCAACCAAGAGCCGGCCUCCUCGACCACCGGCGUCGGUGCUGAAGGAUUCGAGUUCAUCGAGACCCCAGCUGCCUCGUGCGUGAGCCCGAAUGCUGAGCCAUGCGGUGUCAGGACGACAGAGUAUCCUGCGAUCAAAAACGCUCCUCUGCCCGCUGAUGCUGCUGGCUCGGACUCGUUCUCCAACACUCUGCUCAUCUCCCUGCUGGUGCUGGUACCUGCGUACCUUGCCCGCCAGGUGUCCGGUGGACUAUGGACAACCCUGUUCCUCGCCAUCUUCACCAGCAUCCCGAUCCUUAUGGCCUACUGGACUGUGGCGUCGACCAUCUCUCCACGAAAGAAUGAAAAGGCGAAGUAUCCUGGCCGUCCUGUCGAGCACUAUCUCAACUUCCUGAGCGAGCAUGACCGUGCCAAGUACCAUGGCAAGUCCAAGAUCCCCAUGGAGACUUUCCAUGAGAUGUACUUUGACGGACAGGUGGAUUUCAAGGGUGAUGCGCUGGAGAUGCUUGAGUACAGACAUGACUGGGCUCAGUUCAAGUUCACCUGGAGCUUGUACAAGUAUUUCUUGACCGGCAUGAUGCCAGAGGUUAUCAUGCACACCAGAAGCCAGGAUGAGGAGCAAGUUCGUGGACACUAUGACCGUGGUGAUGAUUUCUACGGCUGGUUCUUGGGUCCACGCAUGAUCUACACCUCUGGUAUAAUCUCCAACAUCAACGAGGAAGAGACCCUCGAGCAGCUGCAGGACAACAAGCUCGCUGUCGUCUGUGAGAAGAUUGGCCUUAAGCCCGGAGACACCAUGCUCGACCUUGGCUGCGGCUGGGGCACUCUUGCCAAGUAUGCGUCCGUCCACUAUGGUGCCCAUGUCACUGGUAUUACUCUUGGCCGCAACCAGACCGCCUGGGGUAACAAUGGCCUUCGCAAGUCUGGCAUUGAAGAGUCUCAAUCCCGCAUUCUGUGCAUGGACUACCGUGAUGCUCCUAGCGUCCCUGGCGGAUACAAGAAGAUCACCUGUCUUGAGAUGGCCGAGCACGUUGGUGUCCGUCACUUUUCCACUUUCCUGCGCCAGGUGUAUGACAUGCUUGACGACGACGGUGUUUUCUUCCUCCAGAUUGCUGGUCUACGUAAGUCGUGGCAAUACGAGGAUCUAAUUUGGGGCCUGUUCAUGAACAAGUACAUCUUCCCCGGCGCUGACGCAAGCACACCCCUUGGAUUCGUCACCGAGCGCCUUGAGGGAGCUGGCUUCGAGAUCAAGGGCAUCGACACCGUGGGUGUACACUACUCUGCCACCCUCUGGAGAUGGUACAGGAACUGGAUGGGCAACAAGGAGAAGGUCGAGGCCAAGUACGGCAAGCGAUGGUUCCGAAUCUGGGAAUACUUCCUUGCCUACUCUACCAUCACCUCCCGUCAAGGAGGUGCUACCUGCUGGCAAAUCACCAUGGUUAAGAACAUCAACUCCACCCACCGUAUUGAAGGUAUCCCAAGCCAGUUCGGCCUUGCCGGCGCCCGCGAGGCCAGCAUCAACGGUGUCGGUGGAGGUAAGCUGCUCACCGCUGUUGUCGAGAAGGAGUAA
Nannizzia gypsea CBS 118893 is the source of this 1584-nucleotide messenger RNA. RefSeq names its product cyclopropane-fatty-acyl-phospholipid synthase. NCBI's taxonomy places the organism in Eukaryota, Fungi, Ascomycota, Eurotiomycetes, Onygenales, Arthrodermataceae. The transcript has 4 exons. Gene Ontology annotation, biological process: cellular response to biotic stimulus. Bases 1 to 1584 code for a protein of 527 amino acids. The record is from RefSeq and is a predicted model, not a curated record.